Molecule: messenger RNA, 741 nt
Organism: Aureobasidium melanogenum CBS 110374
Lineage: Eukaryota; Fungi; Ascomycota; Dothideomycetes; Dothideales; Saccotheciaceae
Exons: 2
Coding region: 1-741 (246 amino acids)
Source: RefSeq, a predicted model, not a curated record
AUGGUGCCAUUCUCUGUACAGCCUGAGGUUCCUGUUCUGGGCAGCAACGUUUCUGAGUGUUCCGUCGGCAGUGUUGCUCCUCACGGAUAUGGGGAUACUCCUUGCAGCCCAGCUUCUUCCACGGCCACAACCAGGACGAGGACCGAGGAUACUGACGGACGGGCUCGUACUGACCCUCUGUACUCCGCCAAACCUGGCAAGGACGGCAGCUAUCACUGUCCCUUCUUGGCCUCUGAAGGAUGCCAGCACAAGGCUACUAAGCUCAAGUGCAACUACGACAAGUACAUUGAUUCACACAUUAAGCCAUUCCGCUGCAAGCACCAAAACUGCAACAACAACCGUUUCUCGUCUACCGCUUGUCUUCUCCGCCACGAACGCGAGGCUCAUGGACUCCACGGACACGGAAACAAACCCUUCCUCUGUCAGUUCAAAGACUGUGACCGAUCCGGCCCGGACAAUGGAUUCCCCAGAGCGUACAACUUGCUCGACCACAUGAAGCGCGUUCAUGGUUAUCGUCCGGACAAAGCAGCCAAGACACCUCCAGCCUCCAGUGCAGGAAGAGCAGCUGGAAAAUCCCAAGACAAGGUGAAGAAGAGAAGGACCGCCAGUGAAACAAAGAAGGAGUCUGCAUCUCCGAGACUAGUGCAGAAGCUUGCAGUAGAUUCACGCAAGCAACAGAUGUCUGCGCAAUGGCAGACUCAGGUCAAUGAGAUGCAGAGGCGCUCUCGUCAAUUCGGAUGA